CUCUCUAAGCCAGUUGAGCUCCAGCUGUGUACAUGAGAGCUGGAUGGGUUUUUUUUUUCUUUUUUUUUUUGAUGUAUGAAGAAAUAAGUGGCAGCAUGCUGUAGUGCUGCUGGUCACUGGAUGAAGAUGAGAACGAGGAGCUAUGCGAUGUGGCAGCCAAAGCAGGCAGCAGGUGCUGAGACGCAGAUAAACUCAAAGGCAAGCGUGCAGGGCUCAUGAACAACUAGCCUGAUCUUAGUUCCUCUGCAGGCCCACGGACUGUGGAGCCUAGUGCUCGCUCUACGGGAAGCAAUGGCAGAGCAGGAUCAGUCCUACCCCACUGAACCCACAGGCCCACACUGUAACAGUAGUUGCCUGCCACCCCCUAGGCACAACCAAUGUGACUUGUUCAACUGCUCACAACUGGAGUGCUACAUGGUCCUGAGUGACAUGGAGAAAAAAGCCAUCAGUUCCAUCUGUUACUUGGCAGGUCCUGUCACUUUUCUAGAGAACAUGCUAGUGCUGUUGCUCAUUGGGAUAACCCCCGCUCUGCGACGACGCCCGUCCUACCUAUUCAUUGGUAGCCUGGCCCUGGCCGAUGUCUUUGCAAGCUGUUUCUUCACCAUCAGCUUCCUGGACUUCCACCUGUACCAGCGGCAUGACCAACAGAUUGCUUACCUCUUCAAGCUGGGCGGCGUCACCCUGGCUUUCAGUGGCUCUGUAGGCAGCCUGCUCCUAACAGCAAUGGACCGCUACAUCUGCAUCCACCGGGCCUCCGAGUACAAGGCAGUACUGACCCGCCGGCGUGCCCUGGGCUGCCUGACGGCACUGUGGGCCACCGUCUUCCUGGUCUCCUUCCUACCUCUAAUGGGAUGGACGUGCCAAACUGAGCUGACCCCACCCUGCUCCCGCCUCUUCCCUUACGUCAACCAUCUUUAUAUGACCUGCUGGACGAUCUUAAUCCUGGUUCUGCUGGCAAUCAUCCUGGGUGCCUAUGCGCUCAUUCUUUGGAAGGCACACCGGCAUGAAGCUUCUAUGGCGACCCAUAUGACAGGGCCAAGUGGCCAGGCGCGCAUGCGCAUGGAUAUCAGAGUGGCCCGCAUGCUAGGCCUCAUCCUCCUCAUCUUAGUAGGGUGCUGGCUGCCUGUGCUGUCCUUCAUGCUGGCUGACGUCUCCUUCUGCCUGACACAUGCCCACCAACGCGCCUUCGCUUUUUGCAGCACGCUUUGCCUGGUGAACUCCGCCGUCAACCCGCUGCUCUAUGCCCUACGCUGCCGCGAGCUGCGAGGGGCGCUGGCACAUGCCUUCCAACGGUUCCUUUGCAGCCGGUGCCACUACAGGGCCUCCUCGGAGGACACCGGCUACUGCGGCUAUAGCGAUGAUCUCACUCUGGAAGGCGAGGCCGGAACAUUUGUACACACCAUAGUCAACUCACUUUCCAAGAGAGUGGACAAACAACAGCUGGAGCUUGUCAGGAAGUGAAAGAUGUAGACUCGGCAGAAGAGCAGCAUGAGAAAGGGAAUCUGUCAUUUUUGCUCUAGUCUCUCAUUUGUUUACAUGUGUAAGUGGGGUCUAGUGUCUGUGGUCGUGAACUGAUGAGUGGAUAACAGGUCAUGAAAAAGACAGUCAUCGAUAUAAAGUUGCGCCUUCUCAACA
Scleropages formosus (Asian bonytongue) is the source of this 1635-nucleotide messenger RNA. RefSeq names its product cannabinoid receptor 2 (gene cnr2). Gene Ontology annotation, molecular function: cannabinoid receptor activity. Bases 292 to 1461 code for a protein of 389 amino acids. NCBI's taxonomy places the organism in Eukaryota, Metazoa, Chordata, Actinopteri, Osteoglossiformes, Osteoglossidae. The transcript is spliced from 2 exons. The record is from RefSeq and is a predicted model, not a curated record. Gene Ontology annotation, biological process: G protein-coupled receptor signaling pathway. Gene Ontology annotation, cellular component: membrane.